This is a messenger RNA of Naegleria fowleri, 3045 nucleotides long. RefSeq lists its product as uncharacterized. The transcript is spliced from 3 exons. The coding region runs from base 1 to 3045 and encodes 1014 amino acids. Gene Ontology annotation, cellular component: cytoplasm. NCBI's taxonomy places the organism in Eukaryota, Heterolobosea, Eutetramitea, Acrasida, Naegleriidae. Gene Ontology annotation, molecular function: protein serine/threonine kinase activity; ATP binding. The record is from RefSeq and is a predicted model, not a curated record. Gene Ontology annotation, biological process: intracellular signal transduction; protein phosphorylation.
AUGUCAAAGGAAAUUAAAACUGACCCAAAGGGAAGAUACUCAAAGAAAGAACUCUUAGGUUCGGGUGCCUUCAAAACAGUUUAUCGCGCCUAUGACACGGAGGAAGGUAUUGAAGUUGCAUGGAACCAAAUCAAACUUACCGGUGUUGCUCUAUCUCAAAAGAAGAAGAUGCUUCAGGAGAUUUCGAUUCUUGGACAAGUGAAACAUCCAUCGAUCAUGGAAAUUUAUGACUCAUGGGAAACUGAUGACGGUGAAUACUUGAUAUUUAUCACUGAGUUGAUGAGCUCUGGUACACUCAAAGACUUCAUUCGCAACUCAAAAAAAGUGAGACUUAGAAAUAUCAAAAAGUGGUGCAAACAAAUUCUCGAGGGUUUGAAAUAUUUGCACUCUUUAUCAAUAAUUCAUAGAGACUUGAAAUGUGACAAUAUUUUCAUGAACGGCAGUAGAGGUGAGGUGAAAAUUGGAGAUUUAGGACUUUCUGUCAGUAUGAAGGAUAAAAAAUUUGCUACUUCAGUGAAUGGAACACCUGAGUUUAUGGCACCAGAAUUAUAUGAAGAAUGUUAUAAUGAAAAAGUAGAUAUUUAUGCGUUUGGAUUGUGUGUUCUGGAAAUGGUAACCGGUGAAUAUCCAUAUUGUGAAUGUAACAGUAUUGCUCAAGUUUACAGAAGAGUCACGUCUGGUGUUAAACCUGAGGGUAUCGAAAAAGUCAAAGAUCCCGAUGUUAAGGAAUUUAUUAACUUGUGCAUUUGUCAUAAGGAUAUACGGCCGAAUGCUGCAGAACUGAUGGAACAUCCUUUCAUGACAGAUAAUAGAAACAAUGACACUGUAUUUUACUUUGGACAUGAGGAAGAGAGCAAUGAUGUUAGUGACGAAUCUGAUGAAGAAUUGGAGGAUGUCAGAGUGGUUCUUGGAAAUGACUCAACAAAUGACAAGUACUCUGUGAACACCAAACUAUAUAUUAAGAUAGAAGGAAGCAAGAAGUAUAAGGAAAUCAAAUUUCCAUUCAAUUUACGUAAGGACACUCCUUUAGAUGUUGCCAGAGAAAUGGUAAAUGAACUUUCAUUGACAGAGUCAUUUGUUGAUUCUAUUUCGACAGCAUUGGCGGAAUGUUUGACAAAAGCAAAGCUAAAGUUUUUGACAACAAAGGCAAGUGCAGAUAGUACAGCCUCAAAUCCAGAAACAUCUGCAUCAGAGCUCUCCAAAGACACAAACACCAACAUUUCAGCUUCUACCUCUUCAACUAGCCACGUGGAUAAUUUAAUUCUUAUUGACACUCCAAACACUCCUACCAAAUCAAGUGACACCAAAUCAACCCCUGUUAAGGAAAUGGAAAUUAUUAACCUGGCAAGUCCUGGACCAAUUUCUCCAUUCAAUGGCCCAGUCAUUACCCACAUUAAGGAAACUACAACAUUAGUGCUACCAACACAACUCGAUAUGACCAUGAACAAAAAACAACAACAAGCAUCCUCACCAAAAAGUACAGAAAGUAACUUCCUCUCUCAAAACACAUUUCCUCAGUCGAUACCACAAAAUCAAGUCAGUUCGAAUGUGAGUGGUGUUAAGCAAUCAUCAACUCAGACACCUGCCUGUGCUCAAACAAAUGUAAAACCACAACCAAUAUCGACAUCAACAAAACCUCUUACGAAUAAUGUGUUGGGCCAAACAGAACCAAAACAAACACAAAAUGUCACUCAACAAACAUACGGAGUUGCCACCAGCAAUUCAAAUAGUCAAUCAAUGACUAAACCAAAUCCUCAACCUCAACAACCCAUAAGCACAAAUUCACCAGCAACUCCUGCACAAGGUGAAGUAGCAAAGCAUGACAAAAGUAAUCUGACAAUAGAGACCAAGAAAAUUGCUGACGUGACAAAGCAAAAAGAUUCUCCAACAAACGACCAAAGGUCAUCACCGUUGUUGAGAGGCCAACCAAACCAUGCAACACAAAAUAAUACCUCUCAACAGACUCAACCAAACGGAAAGAGCAUUCGUACAAGCCCAACAAAUUCCAAACCAACCGGCAAUUCUUUGAAUGCCACAAAACUUCCCGAAGAAUUCGAGAUGCAAUGGGAAGCCUUGGCUCAAAAGCACUACGAAGAAGUCAUGAAUUUGAAUUCAAAACACAAGAGAGAGAAAUUGGAGCUUUUGAAAAAGUUUGGAAUUGCUCCAGAAAGCAUGAAAAUGACAAUUGGUAGUCCUGAGAAUGGUACAUCAAGCAUUCACAAGGAUUCAUUAAUUGUAAACCCACAUUUCAUGACUAAUAUCGGAGAUAAGUUGAUUUUUGACAUGCAAGACAAGCUGGCGGAGGUGGCAAAGAUAAAUAAUGAAGGAGCAUCAGUAAUAACGGCAACCACAAUUGUAAAUAGCUUGAAGCAAACAUCCUCCAAUACUUUCAAAAUUAGCAGUACAAGCAUACAGACAACAACAAGCCAACCUAGCAUGUCAUCAACACAAGUUAAGCCUACAAGUAUCACAUCAAACACCUCACCAAAUUCAGUACCAUAUCCUUCCAAAUUACCAUCAUCAUCAUCAACAACAACAACCAUUAACGCAACCUUACAAAAGGUUAGCAAUAACAGUAAGACAGAGUCAAAACAAUCAGCGACUUUUCAAGACUCAGAUCUUAGCUCCCUUAUUAGCAAAAAUUUAGAGAAUUUGAGCAUUACUAACUCAUCGAAUUCAUACGGACCACUACAUCAACAGAGUCCAAACAAUUCAAGUCCUUCUGCCACCUCACAAUCUCCUCAACAACAAUCAAGCCAUGGUUCUACAAACUCAACAAAACCUACUGACGUUAAUUCAACCUCCAACAAGCUGGUAUCACCUUUAAAACAACAAUCUGGAGAGACACCAAAACUACCCAGCGUCACUCAGGGUACAGGCAUCAAGAAAUCAACAACAUUUUCCUCCAACGCUGCAGUUCUUGAACCGAGAAUGAAUCGAAGUUUUAGUGAUCCGUUUGUGGAUCAAGGAGCAUCAUCAUCGACAUCUUCUCCAACAAACACGAUUUUGUCACCGUCUUCUACGCCAAUAUUGGAUAUAUCAUAG